Brassica oleracea var. oleracea is the source of this 2960-nucleotide messenger RNA. Its product is annotated as protein BREAST CANCER SUSCEPTIBILITY 1 homolog. Gene Ontology annotation, cellular component: plasma membrane; BRCA1-BARD1 complex; BRCA1-A complex. The transcript has 14 exons. The record is from RefSeq and is a predicted model, not a curated record. Gene Ontology annotation, biological process: positive regulation of transcription by RNA polymerase II; negative regulation of fatty acid biosynthetic process; double-strand break repair via homologous recombination. Gene Ontology annotation, molecular function: ubiquitin-protein transferase activity. Lineage: Eukaryota; Viridiplantae; Streptophyta; Magnoliopsida; Brassicales; Brassicaceae. The coding region runs from base 80 to 2842 and encodes 920 amino acids.
CCAUCUCUCUCUAUAAUAUAUAUAUAUACCCAGAGGGAGAGACGCUUCAGUGCUUAAUCUAUACAGAACGAAAGAGAAGAUGGGAGACGACGGCGCAACUCACCUGGAGAAGAUGGGAAGAGAACUCAAGUGCCCUAUCUGCUUGAGUCUAUUUAAUUCCGCAGUUUCGCUUACCUGCAACCAUGUCUUUUGCAAUGCAUGUAUAGUGAAAUCUAUGAAAGUCGAUGCUACUUGUCCUGUCUGUAAAGUCCCAUUCCAUCGUAGAGAGAUUCGAGGAGCUCCUCAUAUGGAUAGCUUGGUGAGCAUUUACAAGAACAUGGAAGUUGCUUCUGGUCUCCACAUGUUUGUUAGCCUGACUAAACAAUCAUCACCAGAAAAAGAAAUGCAUGUGGGAGAUGCUUCCAUUGAAAAGGAAAAUGGUAAGAAACGUCUGGGAUCUAGUAGUAAGGCCCGAACAUCCAAGAAGAGAGGGUCUAAAAGAAACAAGGAGGCAGAUGUAGAUGCCACUGGACCUAUUGUUAUGAAGCCUUCAUCCCAAACCAAUAAAAGGGUGCAGCUGUCGCAGAAUCACUCUUCUCAAACUUUAACAAAAUCUACAGAAUCAGCUGAAAAACUCAAGGACUACACUGAUAAAACUGUGAUUCGUUUGAACGAGCAUCCAAGUCUGAAUAAAGAAGAUAAUCUAGCACCUUUGUUUUGGUUGAGAGAUGAAGAUGAUGGGGAGAGCUUAAGCUCGCCAACAGAAAGUGAUCAGCUUUUAAAUGUGACACCAGUUGAUGUUCCUUCUUUCAGUGAUUUGAAGGACUCAGAUCAUGAGAGCCCAUCCAAAGCAGUCGAGCAAAGGCCACAUCCAGGAGACAUGUUUGACAGUGAAAUGUUUGAAUGGACUCAAAGGCCUUGUUCUCCAGAGAUUCUACCUAGUCCUGUGAAGGCCAAGGACCUAGGUAGAGGUGAGAUUGAUCUUCCCCAAAGGGAACUAUCUAAAGAUGCAUCAUCAAAUAAAAAACGCAAAGCAGGAAAUGCAAGAAAGAAAGUUGUUAAUGUACGUGUUGGGGUUUCCAAGGAGGACCACAUGGCAUCGUCUGCGGGAGAGAAUAUUGGUGAGAAACAAGAGAUUGGUGGAACUUCUGGCAAAUCUAUCAGGAAAGAUGGAAAGCUUGAUGAAAAUUUGAAAGCUAAACGGGCUACAAGAAACAAGGGCCAGACUUCAGAAGUUCAGUCUGGUGUUAAAAAAUCUGUGGAGGCAGAGGGAAAGCAAGGGACAAAGAGGAAAAUAUCUACCGUUAAAGUGUCUGCAGAGCAGCCGGUUGCUGUAUCUAAUGAGCUCUCACUUGGAACAGAGAACGUUGGUAAGGGGGAACAGAAACCUGAAAAACAAAGUCCUGCAGAGAAACCCUCUCUGAAAAAGAGAAGAAAAUCUCAAACGGGUGAUCUCUCUGAGAGAAGUGAAAAGAAGACUUCAGAAAAGAGAUCAAAACUUGAUUCCAGUGCAACCCCAAGCAGAGUUACACGAUCCCGUGGCAAGAAAAUCCUAAGUGAUGAGUUGAAUCAAGAGGGUGAUAGACAAGAUUCAACUAACAAAAAGAAACCCAACGUGGAUAAAUGCAAUCUUACCGUGCAAGAUUCAGAGAAACGCUCAACGAUGAACAAGCCCUCGCUUGGAGGUAGUGUACUUCUGCGACGAUGUUCUGGACCACGAACAAAUAAAUUCCCUUGUGCAUUCUGUCAGUCCUCAGACGAAACAGAGGCUUCAGGAAAAAUGUCUCACUACCACAAAGGUGAUCCUGUCUCUGCUGAUUUUAGCGGAGGGUCUAACGUCAUACAUGUUCACAAAAACUGUGCUGAAUGGGCUCCAAAUGUAUACUUCAACAGACGUACAGCAGUCAACCUUGAUGUGGAGCUGACAAGAAGCCGGAGAAUAACUUGCAGUUGCUGUGGGCUUAAAGGGGCAUCACUUGGUUGUUACAAUGAGGGUUGCAAGAAUAGUUUUCACGUUACGUGUGCAAAACUGAUACCAGAAUGCAGAUGGGACGAUAAAAACUUUGUAAUGCUAUGCCCUUUGGAUGCAUCCUCUAAGUUGCCCUGUGAAGAGGCUAGUCCAAAAGGAAGAAAACGCAAGCGUGCUCCUGAAGGACCAUUGCAAGCUCAGGCUAAUCAAGUAUCUGAAAAAUCUUACAUCAGUGAGCUCCAGAGAAAGCCUUUUCACGGAUUCCCCAAGAAAAUGGUUCUAUGCUGUUCAGGACUUACAGAUGAAGCGAAUAGUGUGAUUUUGGAAUUUGCUGAACUGUCUGGAGUUACAGUCUCGAGAAAAUGGGAACCAAGAGUUACACACGUCAUUGCAUCAACCAACGAAAAUGGAGCCUGCAAAAGGACACUCAAAUUCAUGAUGGGGAUCUUAGAGGGGAAAUGGAUUCUUAGCAUUGAUUGGAUCAAGGCCUGUAUGAAAAACGGAGAAUAUGUAUGCGAGGAGCCGUAUGAGAUUUCCAUUGAUGUUCAUGGAACACGACAAGGACCUUAUAUUGGAAGGCAAAGAGCUUUAAACAAGGAACCAAAACUUUUUAACGGACUAAAGUUUUACAUAAUGGGAGACUUCGAGCUUGCUUACAAAGGGUAUCUUCAAGAUAUGAUUGUAGCAGCAGGAGGAACAAUCCUGUGCAGGCGACCCAUUUCUAAUGAAGUUUCCACGAUCAUAGUGUUUAAUGUUGAGCCAAGCAAGAAGAAAACUCUGACGGAGAGAAGAUCCGAUGCUGAGGCCUUGGCUAGAUCUGUUAAUGCAAGAGCUGCAAGUAGUUCAUGGGUCUUGGAUUCUAUUGCGGGUUGCCAAGUUCUAGAAUUGAUAUAAGUUUCGUCUCUGGAUGGUUUAGUUGUUUUUGGUUUUGUCAGUAUGACUUAUGGAGACUUGUGUUAAUAUUUAUCUUUUAACGUUUUUAUUUAUGAAGAGCGAAUAUAUCAAUAAGUUU